This is a messenger RNA of Triticum aestivum (bread wheat), 3448 nucleotides long. RefSeq names its product phosphoenolpyruvate carboxylase 4-like. Gene Ontology annotation, biological process: tricarboxylic acid cycle; carbon fixation. The transcript has 19 exons. Bases 96 to 3242 code for a protein of 1048 amino acids. Lineage: Eukaryota; Viridiplantae; Streptophyta; Magnoliopsida; Poales; Poaceae. Gene Ontology annotation, molecular function: phosphoenolpyruvate carboxylase activity. Gene Ontology annotation, cellular component: cytosol. The record is from RefSeq and is a predicted model, not a curated record.
UCUCUCUCUCUCUCUCUCUCUCUCUCUCUCUCUCUCUCUCGAUCCCGAUCACGAGGAGGAAGGAACAACAAGCGAGACAGCGGCGGCGAUCGAGGAUGCCGGACACGACGGACGACGUGGCGGAGGGGAUAUCGUUCCAGGCGUUCGAGGACGACUGCCGCCUGCUCGGCAGCCUCCUCCACGAGGUGCUCCUCCGCGAGCUCGGCCCGGGCUUCGUCAAGCUCUUCGAGCGCAUCCGCAUCCUCGCCCAGAGCGCCAUGACGAUGCGCGGCGCGGGGAUGGAGGACACGGCGGCGGUGGUGGAGCGGCAGCUGGAGGCGGAGCUGUCCGCCAUGUCGCUCGAGGACUCGCUCUCCCUCGCCCGCGCCUUCGCCCACCACCUCAACCUCAUGGGCAUCGCCGAGAGGCACCACAGGGUCCGCAAAUCACGUAGUGAAGUGCAUCUGUCAAAAUCAUGUCACGAUAUAUUCGACAAGUUGAUCCAAGGCGGCGUUCCUCCAGAACAACUCUAUGAUACUGUCUGCAAACAGGGGGUUGAAAUCGUUCUUACGGCGCAUCCAACUCAAAUAAAUCGGCGAACCUUGCAAUACAAGCACCUUAGGAUAGCCCAUCUUUUGGAGUUCAACGGACGGCGUGAUCUUAACUAUGAGGAUAGAGAGAUGCUAAUAGAAGACCUGGUAAGGGAAAUCACAGCAUUAUGGCAGACAGAUGAGUUGAGGCGCCAUAAACCUACACCAGUUGAUGAAGCUAGGGCUGGCCUUCAUAUUGUGGAACAAUCUCUCUGGAAAUCGAUACCACGCUAUCUUCGCCGUGUCAGCAAUGCUCUAAAGAAGCAUACUGGCAAGCCUCUUCCACUAACCUGCACACCAAUCAAAUUUGGUUCAUGGAUGGGUGGCGACCGAGACGGGAAUCCUAAUGUCACAUCAAAAGUGACUCGGGAUGUUUCCUUGAUGGCCCGUUGGAUGGCAAUUGACCUGUACAUCCGACAACUAGACAGUCUCAGCUUUGAGUUAUCCAUCAAGAAAUGUAGCGAUAAGCUUGCAACCUUAGCCAAUGAAAUCUUGCUCAAAGACUCAGAGUCGACAUCCGAAGAGAAGAAGGCCAAUCCUUGGACCAAAACAGGACCAGAAAACAACUUAAAACGGCCGCCUAGGAUGGGGAUGCCUGCUCAGCUUCCUUCUGGUGCUGAUCUUCCAUCAUUGACAGAAUGCAGUGAUAGCGAAUCUCAAUUCAGAAUAGUAAAACUUCCAUGCAACCCGAAACAUCAGGGAAUCCAAAUUCCAACAGAAAGAAGUGAGGAGAGUCACAGUCCAGUGCAGUCUCCUGGUCGUCGUCCAUCAUCAUCACAUAUGAGUCGAACUCCAAGUGGUAGUCAACUAAGGAAAAUGUUGUUCACAGAAUCUAAGAUAGGCCGGUCAAGCUUCCGAAAGCUUCUAGAGCCAAGCCUAUCAGAUAAACCAGGAAUUACCCCAUACAGGAUUGUCCUUGGUAAUGUGAAAGAAAAGAUGAUGAAGACACGGAGACGGCUUGAGCAUCUUCUUGAGGAUCUACCAUGUGACUCUGAUCCUGCAGAAUAUUAUGAAACACCGGAUCAACUUCUAGAGCCGUUGCUCUUGUGCUACGACUCACUGCAAUCAUGUGGAUCUAGCAUUCUUGCCGAUGGCCGGCUAGCCGAUCUUAUACGAAGGGUUGCAACCUUUGGUAUGGUGCUAAUGAAGCUCGACGUCCGCCAGGAAUCGGGCCGGCACACAGAAGCACUUGACGCCAUUACGUCUUACUUGGAUCUUGGCGUUUAUAGUGAGUGGGAUGAGGAAAAGAAGCUGGAUUUCUUGACUAGAGAGCUGAAAGGGAAGCGCCCUCUAGUUCCCCCAUACAUAGAGGUUAAUGCUGAUGUGAAAGAAGUUCUCGACACCUUCCGCGUUGCUGCAGAACUCGGGAGCGACUCGCUUGGAGCAUAUGUGAUUUCAAUGGCCUCCAAUGCCAGUGAUGUCCUCGCUGUCGAGUUGUUGCAGAAGGACGCAAGGCUAACAGUUAGUGGGGAUCUCGGAAGGGAAUGUCCCGGUGGAACGUUAAGAGUUGUUCCCUUGUUCGAGACGGUGAAGGAUCUUCGAGAAGCCGGUUCCGCGAUCUGGAAGUUGCUGGCCAUUGACUGGUACAGGGAGCAUAUCAUCAAGAACCACAACGGCCACCAAGAGGUCAUGGUGGGCUACUCUGAUUCUGGCAAGGACGCCGGCCGUUUCACGGCGGCGUGGGAGCUGUACAAGGCGCAGGAGGACGUGGUGGCGGCGUGCAACGAGCACGGCAUCAAGGUGACGCUCUUCCACGGCCGCGGCGGGAGCAUCGGGCGCGGCGGUGGGCCGACAUACCUGGCCAUCCAGUCCCAGCCCCCCGGCUCGGUGAUGGGGACGCUGCGGUCGACGGAGCAGGGCGAGAUGGUGCAGGCCAAGUUCGGGCUGCCGCAGACGGCGGUGCGGCAGCUGGAGAUCUACACGACGGCGGUGCUGCUGGCCACCCUGCGGCCACCGCAGCCGCCGCGGGACCCGAACUGGCGGCACGUCAUGGAGGAGAUCUCCCGCGCAAGCUGCGCGCACUACCGGCGCACCGUGUACGAGGACCCGGCCUUCGUCACCUACUUCCAGGAGGCGACGCCGCAGGCGGAGCUGGGCUACCUCAACAUCGGCAGCCGCCCGGCAAAGCGCAAGGCGGCGAUCACGGCCGCCGGCGGCAUCGCCAGCCUGCGCGCCAUCCCGUGGGUGUUCGCGUGGACGCAGACGCGGCUGGCGCUGCCGGCGUGGCUGGGCGUCGGCACGGGGCUCCAGGACGCGCGCGACAAGGGCCGCACCGAGGACCUCCGGGCCAUGUACGAGGAGUGGCCCUUCUUCCAGUCCACGCUCGACCUCAUCGAGAUGGUGGUGGCCAAGGCCGACGCGCCCAUGGCCAAGCACUACGACGACGUGCUGGUGCUGUCGCCGGAGCGGCGCGCGCUCGGGGAGGAGCUGCGGCGGGAGCUGGCCAGGGCGGGGAGCUGCGUGCUGGCCGUCAGCGGGCACACCAAGCUGUCGGCCAACAACCGGAGCCUGCGGCGGCUGAUCGAGAGCCGGCUGCCGUACCUCAACCCCAUGAACAUGCUGCAGGUGGAGGUGCUGCGCCGGCUGCGCCGAGACGACGACAACCACAAGCUCCGCGACGUGCUGCUCAUCACCAUCAACGGCAUCGCCGCAGGGAUGCGCAACACCGGCUAGCUCAUCCAUCCCCGUACGUGGAGACCUCUCCUUUUUGGUACAUGCAGGAAUCAAACUCUGUACCUUGCUUGUAGGAAUCUACACUAGUACUAUUUAUAUGAACACAAAAUCUUGCAUGUAUAGGCGGUCGUUGCCUCGAAUGUGUUGUCAAAAUACAGUGCAUUUGUAAAGCCAUAUACUACUUUGUAAACUUUGAUCAAGUAUAU